Molecule: messenger RNA, 654 nt
Organism: Dictyostelium purpureum
Lineage: Eukaryota; Evosea; Eumycetozoa; Dictyosteliales; Dictyosteliaceae
Exons: 1
Coding region: 1-654 (217 amino acids)
Source: RefSeq, a predicted model, not a curated record
AUGAGAUUAUUAAUUGUUUUAGUUUUAGCAUUUUUAGCUGCAUCAGCUCAUGGUUCAAUUGUUCACACUUUUGAUCAUUUUACCAUUAGAAAUAGUGACAAUAAAUUAUGCUUUGUUUAUGCCAACGGAACUACUGCUGAUGCAACUCAAGCCGACAUUGGUAAAUGUGUUGCUGGUUGUGGUGGCUCCAUUAAAGUUGUCAAAGCAAAGAGAUCAAACCAAUAUAUCUUUUCUCAAUACACUACAGAAGAUUGUACUGGAACCGCUGCUGUAGAUUCAGAUUUUCUUUGUCCAAACCCAUCAAUUAAACCAGUUGAACUUAGGGGUAAUGGUUAUUCAAUUAAAUGUGGUACCAAUCCAAAAGCAGCCAUUGAAGAUGAUGAAAACGCUAUUGAUGAAGUUCCAAAAUCAAAAUCAAAAGGAGGUAACAAUAAACCAAAACACGAUAGCAAUGAAAUUGCCGAUUUCUCUGUAGAAGAAUCAUCUGAAUCCACCAAAACUAAACCAAAGUCACCAAAAUCAGGUUCAACUGAUGAAGAAAAUGCCAGUGCCACCGAAGAAACCAAUACUCAUGAUAGCGGUAACUCAGCUUCAGCCACUAUCGCCAGUUUAUCUUUAGUUUUAGGAUCUUUAAUUGCCACAUUAGCUUUAUAA